Ipomoea triloba (trilobed morning glory) is the source of this 898-nucleotide messenger RNA. RefSeq lists its product as uncharacterized. Bases 374 to 685 code for a protein of 103 amino acids. The transcript has 4 exons. Lineage: Eukaryota; Viridiplantae; Streptophyta; Magnoliopsida; Solanales; Convolvulaceae. The record is from RefSeq and is a predicted model, not a curated record.
CCACAAUCUAGGAGCCCUCAAAUAUUAAUCUCUCCGGUUUCUUAAUCUCUCCGGAUCUCCGCCAUCGGCUUCUCCAAAUCGUCUACGCCUCAAAAUCUCGAAGUGUCGGACAUUCAAUUCUUCCUUACCAGAUAUAACAGGUACAGAUUAAGAUCAUGCAGUUUAUUAGCAAGAUAAGUACACAUCUCCAGCAAAUUUAAUAGUCAAUAUGAAAGUAGGGUUUACUAACCUUGAUUACUUGAAGUGAUUUUGCACUCUAGAAAGUUGUGUUAUUAAAAAAAAAACAAAAAACAAAAAAAUAAAAAACAAAACCCUAUAGAAGAAUAACCGGAGUCGGAACAACAACUUCUGGCAUCAGAAAGACUAGAGUGUAAUGAGCUCGGAGAAGGAACCGCGGCGAAAGCUAUCGUGCUCAGCCUGUUUCGAUGCACUUUGGUUCUGCUACACUCCAGUCCAUCAAAUGCAGCAGUACUAUAGGCUCGGUAACCUUGACAACUGUUCUGAUAAAUGGAGUGCCCUUUAUGAUUGCUUGACUUUAAAAACUAAACGCCAAGCUGAAGUGGAGGAAAUUUUGGAAAAGCGGGAGAAAACCAAGCCUCACAUAUGGUCUUUUCGGACACCAGAAGAAGCAGCAUCUCAGUGGCAAAAACUCUAUGGGCAUAUGCACAUAUGUGAAGAUGAGUAAAAUACACAAACUACUGCUCAUUUAUUGAUUCUUUUUUUUCCAUUCAGAGCUUCAAGCAAUAAUUACAAUGAUUUACCAAAGCAAUUUAAUGAUUAGUUACUGUUGAGGUUACGGGUUAGCCAUAUCACCUGGUCAACUGAUUCUGUCUUUUUGAGGUAAGGAAUUUGAUUUAUGGAAUUUCCAAUGAUUAUUUCAAUAUAUUAUUUCAGUGAA